AUGUCGUCUUCACCACCCUCGCAUUCGCCAAGCUCCAGUAGCAGCAAUGCACCAUUGCCAGGCCUCAAAGAACAAUGGUCUCAGCUCAAUGAAUUACUUCCGCCAUCUUCUGAUGACAACCAGAUCGUCUCAACAUCAUCACCUCUUCUUCUCGAAGUCUCUGCAAUGUUGCAUGAUCGACUCAGCCAUUUCGAACGUAACAAAUGGCCUCUGGAUCGCAUCUACGAGUUUCUCGAUUCUUUUUUCAAAUCCCACCCUAAUUUGCAUCAUCGCAGCCCCCAGUCAAAGCAGGUUGCCGAUCCUACCACACCUGUCAAGCCCACUUCAGCGCUACCCCAACAAGCUCUCGAGAAUACCCCUCGCACCUCCAAGGCAACAAGUCUUCUAGCUCAGCUCAGACGCAUUGAAGAUUGGGAUUUUCUCAUCGGCAUACACAAAAUGGCUUGCGAUCUGUAUAAGCUCAAAAACGUAUUCAACGAUGUUACCACCCCCAUCGUUGACCAGCUUGCCACUGCCCUUGCCGUGGUCAUCGUUCACCUCGCACAAUCGCAUGUCAAGCGCUCCCGAGAUCCAGAGGUGAUCGGUACCAGCAUUCAUCUUGAAAACGGGUUUUAUCGACCCUACUGUGGUGAUGCACCCAAUUGCUUCCUCACCUUUGUCUCUCACCUCAAUGCUGUCUAUGCCAAACUCGAUCCAAAUGAACCCAAGCCUUACUUUCGCGGCACCCCCAUUGUUCAGUCGAGUGGUACAGGCAAGACACGCAUGGUGUACAAAUGUCAGCAACGAACCCCCCUCCUCUACGUCUGCUUUCGCAACAGAAGCGCCGAGAGCAACACCAAGGCUGGCUAUCCACUCCCAGACCAAGGCGUCCGAACCUACUUUGCCAAUGCACAGAGCAAAUAUUCCAGCAGGUGCGACCUUCAAGUGGCCUGCUUCCUUCGUGCCUGGUUCACCACGCUUGCCCAAGCAUUGAGACCUUGGAAGACCGAUGCCGAAAAGUAUCAACAUCUUUGCAAUCUCAAUCGAUUCGAACCAGUCACCCGUGACGAUGGUCUGCCCAAGCCUCUUGACCGCUAUCCCCGCAACAACCACUUCAAGGCCAUAUCCGAGCUCGCAGAGAGCAAUCUCCCAAUUGUACUCAAGCUCGUAGAGGGGAAAGCUUCCAAAUCCUUCCUAACACCCAGUUACGAAACGAUCUUUGACAUGGCUCUCCGGCAGCCUCUUAUCGAUCUCAACGAGCAGCUAAUUGCCGUGUCGUGUCAUCUGCACUCGGGUCAAGCCGAAGUGCCAGUGCCUCCAGUGCUGGUAGCCUUUGAUGAAUGCAUUGAAAUGAUUAUCACCGAGCCCAACGCGCCCAACAAUCAGCUCAACAGCCUCCACCGUGCUUGGAACUACAUUGGCAUGCUCCAGGAUGAAUACAAGACUUUGUGUUUCUGGUUGGUACUCAUGAGCACCAGCAGCAGUGCCGCUUAUCUCGUCGAACACGUUGACGAUCAGGCCUCGCUCCGUCAAAGGAACUUGGCGCCUUUGCAUACGUUUGUCGGUGUCGAUGUGCUCGCCGAGGAGCAACGUGCCCUCUCCUGUGCCUCGCAGGCGUCCUCGCAUGACCACCUCAUCCGAUACGGACAGCCACUCUGGCCCGCACUCGAGAGCGGCAACUUCUGGGACAACAUCCUUUUCAAGCUUCAAGGCAAAGAGGAUUUCUCCGCAGACAACACGGCGCAGUGCUUCAGUGUCAUGGCCUCGCGGCUUGCCCUGGGCCUUGUCCCAGUGCAUGAAGGUGGUGGCGCCCUCUUUGGCGAGCAAAAGCUCUUCAUGGACAAGACCGUGGACCGGCACAUGCGUAUGGUGAGCCACAUAUCUAACGAUGCCACCAUGUAUGUCAAUUCUCCGUCGGAACCUGUGCUGGCAAUCGCUGCCUCGCUCAUCAUGUUGUGCACUGGCGCAAAAAAUGUUGGGUCGAAGCCAGUCGACAUGUAUGGCUCCAUCAUGGGAAACUUCCAAGGCCGAUGCCUUGUGGACUCGGCAAUCGCCGGAUUCAAGGGGAUGUAUGGAGAGCUAGCCUCGCGCAUGGCCUUGGUUGUCGCCUGGGACGCAGCAAAGCGCAAAGAGCUGGACGCGCUCAAGCAACAGAAAACAUCGGAGCAUGUCAAGGUGCUGACCCACGCAGUGCCUCUCGAAACCAUCCUUUCAGAGCUUGCUAACCUCGACAAGACCAACGCUAACCAAUUGCGCCAACGCGUUGAAAGAGUGCAGCAGGACGGCUCGUCCACCCAUCCGGCACUGCAACGACCACCGGCUGGAACAUCGGCAGCAGCAGCAUCAACAGUGGCGUGGACCAACUUUACGCAUUUUGAUGUGCUGCCCGAACAUAUCACCGAGAUCUCUCCCGAAUACCUGUGGUACUGUUGGAAGCGUGGAGUUGGACUGCAAAUGGCACACUCGCAGCAUGGCAUCGAUGGCAUCCUCCCCGUCUUUAUGGGCAACCUCGAUCGGCCCUUUGUUACUCCCACUGGCAUGCAGGAUGAUGCUGCCACCAGCAUCGAGAUGCACGCCGCAUGCUACAUGACCUACGUUGCAUGGGAAGCCAAGAAUCGCGACGAACCGCAGCCAGGAGCCGGAUCAGGUAAGCCGGAUGUAAUGCUCAAGCUCGCUGGACCAUCGAUCAUGCGUGCCUCGCAUGCACCGCCGGGUGAAAAGCCACUCACCGAAAGGGCUCUGCUCUGCGUUCUGCUUGACCUGGGCACCUCAACACCAUUUGCCAGCAAACCUAAAGGAUUCCGCCCACGUGUGCAGACGAUCAAUGGCACUGAAUGCCCUCGACUCUGCAUCCGAGGUGUGACCAACAAGCACGCCUAUCCUUGCCUCGACGUUUUGAAGAUCCGAGCCAUCUUUGAGCAAAUCUUGACCACUCUUGCCAUGAUACCCACCUUCGAGAAGUUCAAUGGGGUGUCCAAUCCGAUUUGGAACGAUCGCGUCCAGCCUGCGCUGCCCUUGAUCUCGGCGACUGGAGCGUCCAAUCCACCACCAUCAGCAGCAACAGAUGAUGAUAAUGGCACAGCUCAAUGCAAAAAACAGUGUAUGGAUCUGGAUUGA
Ustilago hordei is the source of this 3096-nucleotide messenger RNA. RefSeq lists its product as uncharacterized. The transcript has 3 exons. The record is from RefSeq and is a predicted model, not a curated record. Bases 1 to 3096 code for a protein of 1031 amino acids. NCBI's taxonomy places the organism in Eukaryota, Fungi, Basidiomycota, Ustilaginomycetes, Ustilaginales, Ustilaginaceae.